AUGGUCGUUAAGCAGGUUGAGAGGUUCGGUGGAUUACCACAGCUGGUUUUAGGAGGAGCAACUUUAAAUACUCAAUACAAUGAUAAUCCAUACUCGAUUCCCGUUGUUGAUAUGCUAAAGUUCGCCUUCGCUAAUGGAAUCAACGCUAUUGAUACAUCACCAUACUAUGGUCCCAGUGAGAUAAUAUAUGGUGAAGCGUUGGAAUCUAUUCAGGAACAAUGGCCAAGGAACUCGUACCAAAUAUGCACCAAAGUUGGUAGAAUUCAACUUGAUGACUUUGAUUACUCGAAGGAGCAUGUGAGAAGCAGUGUUUUGAGAUCAUGUGAAAGGUUGAAGACAAAUUACUUGGAUGUGUUAUAUCUACAUGACAUUGAGUUUGUCGAAGAGGAUAUGAUCUUGGAGGCUCUCACUGAAAUGAGAAAGUUGAAAGAUGAAGGAAUCGUCUUGAGAAUUGGUAUCAGUGGGUACCCUGUCGAUUUCUUAUAUCAAAUUGCUAAGAAAUGUAAGGAUAUCAAACGCAUUGGUUCAUUGGACAACAUUUUAUCGUAUUGUAACCUCAACUUACAAAAUCUUAUACUAGAGCAGUAUUACGAUAAAUUCAUCGAAGAAUGUCAAGUGAAAACCGUUGCCAACGGAUCCAUCCUUUCAAUGUCUCUAUUGACCAGUGGUGAAACUAAGUCUUUCCAUCCAUGCUCACAGGAACUACGUCAUAGGAGUAGUGAGGCCGCCAAGUACCUGUUGAAAGAGGGCGUUGAAAUUGCUGACCUGGCAACAAAGUAUGCCAUCUUCCAAUGGUUGAACCGCGGACCUACAGUUCUGGGAUGCAGUAACGUCGUUGAAGUAGAACAUGCCUUAAGAAAUUAUAAAGAGGUUAUAGAUAAUGAUGGGUUAACUACAGAAGAGAAUCAAUUAGUGACACAUGUCCAAGAAAGCAUUUUCAAAGAAUUGAUGAAUUCGACAUGGGAAUCCGGUAUUCGUGGUCGUUAA
Messenger RNA from Kluyveromyces lactis, 987 nucleotides. RefSeq names its product D-arabinose 1-dehydrogenase (NAD(P)(+)) ARA2 (gene ARA2). The record is from RefSeq and is a predicted model, not a curated record. Gene Ontology annotation, biological process: dehydro-D-arabinono-1,4-lactone biosynthetic process. Bases 1 to 987 code for a protein of 328 amino acids. Gene Ontology annotation, cellular component: cytosol. Gene Ontology annotation, molecular function: D-arabinose 1-dehydrogenase [NAD(P)+] activity. The transcript has a single exon. NCBI's taxonomy places the organism in Eukaryota, Fungi, Ascomycota, Saccharomycetes, Saccharomycetales, Saccharomycetaceae.